AUGUCACAAAAACAACCCUGAGCUCAAUAAUGUCGAACAAAACCAGAUAAUCAAAGUUCAUUUAUAAACAAAUCAACUUUCUAACACCUUGAAGUUCUUGAGAGUUGAAAGAAGAGAUUAACAAAACUAAUCAUGUCUGGAUUAUCAUUAGCGGUAGGUCCAAGAACAGAUCCAACAAAAGAUGAAGUUUUAGCAGCACCACCAUCUUCAACUAAAUAUAAAGCAUCAAUGGCACCACCACAAAACCAACAACAAGCAGUUGUAGGUGGAGUAAUGGGAUCGUUAAGAGUAAUAGAAUUACAAUUGGUAGCAUUCAUACUGGUCUUCUCAGCAAGUGGAUUAGUCCCACUGAUAGAUCUUAUUUUCCCUGCUUUCGCAUCAGCAUAUCUGUUGCUCUUAUCACGUCUAGCAUUUCCUUCUCAUGGAAAUAACAAUACAGGGGCAUUUUCAGGAUCAUCAUCAAGAGAAAUCUUUGAAGGCAGUAAGCUGAUGAUGUUUAGGUUGUAUGUUAUGGUUGGUACAACUAUUGGUAUGUUCUUGCCGUUGGCUUAUGUUUUAGGUGGUUUUGCUAGAGGUGAUGACCAUGCACUGCGUUGUGCUACUCCUGCAUUGUUUUUAUUGUCUUUUCAGAUACUGACUGAGAAUAUUAUAAGUGGGUUUUCUUUGUUUUCUCCGCCUAUUAGAGCUUUGGUUCCGUUGUUGUAUACUGUUAGAAGGAUUUUUGUUAUCACUGAUUGGAUUCAAGAUGUUUGGGUUAAUAAGACUCUACCUGUUAACGCUCAAAUGACGGAUGUGGCGUGGUAUUGGUUUGGAAAGUGCUUGGCAGUAGCAAAUUUGGUGUAUUUCUCAAUCAAUCUGUUUGGGUUUCUGCUUCCUCGAUUUCUACCAAGAUCAUUUGAGAUGUAUUUUAGACAACGGGAUGAGAUCCACUCAAAAUUAUCUGAAGACAAGGCAAGGACAGUUGCAGCAAAAACAUCAUCAUCAGCGAAUAAUCAAACUAAGAAAGGUGAUUAGUAGUAUAUUGGGGUAUGAAGACGUCAUGAUUGGGGUCUUGUAUUGUAGGUUUGUAGCACCGAAGUUGCAUUGAAUAAGCAACAAUUUUUGGCUGUGACUACGCAUGGUUGUUGGCUUUUUGCUAUAUAAAUAUGUGGUGAUGUACGAAUUCCUCAACGUCUUCUUUUUCGUGUUUAUGUGGAAACUAGUCAUUUUAUCA
Messenger RNA from Papaver somniferum (opium poppy), 1213 nucleotides. RefSeq lists its product as uncharacterized. The record is from RefSeq and is a predicted model, not a curated record. The coding region runs from base 133 to 1014 and encodes 293 amino acids. Lineage: Eukaryota; Viridiplantae; Streptophyta; Magnoliopsida; Ranunculales; Papaveraceae. The transcript has 2 exons.